Molecule: messenger RNA, 1872 nt
Organism: Penicilliopsis zonata CBS 506.65
Lineage: Eukaryota; Fungi; Ascomycota; Eurotiomycetes; Eurotiales; Aspergillaceae
Exons: 5
Coding region: 1-1872 (623 amino acids)
Source: RefSeq, a predicted model, not a curated record
AUGGACCAGCCAGGCAAUGAGGAACCCAAAUGGUUCCGUGGUGUUUACCUCUGCGCCAAAGCCUCUACUGUGAUCUUUUUACUUAACACAACCCUCAUCGCUGUUGCUGCCGGUCUUGCUCGGAGAUACCCGUCGGAAGGCGACUUUGCCAGUUCCUUGGUCUUCUAUGAGGGUAGCUGUGAGGUCUCAAAGCGAUGGGAUGUGAUACUACACUGGGCGAUUAAUUUUCUAAGUACCGUGAUUCUAGCAGCAAGUAAUUAUUGCAUGCAGACUCUUGUCGCGCCAACAAGAGAGGAAGUUGAUGCUCAGCAUGUCAAGUAUCAAUGGCUUGAUAUUGGAUCUGCAAGCAUUAGGAACUUAUUCAUUGUCGGACGAUAUCAAUUCACUCUCUGGCUGGUAUUAUUGAUGACAACAACCCCGUUCCAUCUAUUCCUGACGACGACCGGGCUGGAAAAAUGCUUUCACUCGCCUAUCCUUUCUGACUAUGAAAGAAUUGAGUCUGAUUCAUAUCCAAGCUGGCAUGAAAUGGCUUCUCUCAUUGCGGAAAAAGACCACGAGCGAAUUACCUACUCGCAAUGUCUUCAAUUUUCAAGUUAUCCAGUGACAGGAGUCCAGUCUAUUAUCCUUCUUGGGGAUGAACUAACAAACAGUCCACCUACAGUGCAAGCCAUACCAUUCUUGAGUCAUAUUUUGACUGCUGAAAGCGACUCUCUCAUAUGCAAUAAUCUGACCCAAUGGUAUCAAGAUGAUCUCUCAAACUCUCAAGAAUACACUGUCUCUGAAUGCUUGCUGUUGAAAACUGAUGAGCAUUGCCAACUCCGCUAUAGUCCACUAAUCUGCAUUGUGAUCACUUUUGCGACAUCGACAAAGGUGAUAGCCAUGUUUCUUGCUGCCCGAAUCAGCUCAUCUCGAUCACGACCUCUUUUUACCAUUGGUGACGCAGUGGCGUCUUUUCUGGAAAGACCAGAUCGAAUGACAGAAGGACUGUGUUGGGCAUCAAAAACAGAGAUUUGUGGUGGAUGGAAGAUUGCUUUAGAAGCCCCUUCCACCUAUACACAGCUAUCACAACCUAAAAGGUGGAUGCGAGGAGCUAGUAUAUGGCGGUGGUUAACAACCCUUACCCUAGGCCUCAAGCCCAUGGCUAACAAAGUUCAAGUUGUUCUACCUGCUUUGCGCUGGCGUUAUAUUGGGUAUGAUUAUUUCGAUGGCAUCCAUUCAACAGCCGCUAUGGUCAUAGCAAAUCUUCCACAGCUACUGAUCACUAUCACCUAUUUUGCCUAUAAUAAUGUCCUCACCUCUAUGCUCGUGGCAGUCGAGUAUAGUUCUUAUGGGAAUACUCGCAAACCAUUGCGAGUUACAUGGCCUGUUGAAAACAGCCAGCAGCAGUCAACCUAUUGGCUAACUAUUCCGUAUCGAUAUGGGCUCCUCUUCCUGAUUAUUCAAAUGAUUAUCCAUUGGCUAGUUUCGCAAGGCUGUUACUAUCUUUUCCUCACCCCUUAUACCAUUAUUGAUGAACCUGAUCCAAAUAAUAUAUAUAGCGGAAUUUUUCUUUCCCCGCUUCCAAUUAUUUUAGCUGCCAUUAUUAUGGGGUUCAUGUUAUUUAUUUUGAUUAUGUUAUCAUUCAGACAGCUCAAGUCAGAGAUCCCACUGGCAGGAUCUUGUAGCGCUGCUAUCAGUGCUGCUUGUCACCCCCCCAAAAGCGAGAAUCUAGAGACCGUCGCUUUGGGCUUGGUGACCUGGGGAGAGACAACUGAACGCCCACAUUGGGCGUCUGAUUUGAAUUCAUCUGGCAGGAAAGCACAGUGGAAGGGACAUUGCAGUUUUACUUCGUUGGAGACAAGACGGCCUUGGUUGACCAGAUCAUAUGCUUGA